Messenger RNA from Truncatella angustata, 1234 nucleotides. RefSeq lists its product as uncharacterized. Lineage: Eukaryota; Fungi; Ascomycota; Sordariomycetes; Amphisphaeriales; Sporocadaceae. The record is from RefSeq and is a predicted model, not a curated record. The coding region runs from base 281 to 868 and encodes 195 amino acids. The transcript is spliced from 2 exons.
CCUAUCACGGUACUCGUCCAAUCGUCAGGUGGUUUCCCAACUUUUUGGACAUUCGCGAUUGGUUCAGACUGCAUAGGCAGGCCAAGAGGGACACGGCUGAGUUAUGUUACAACGGUUUACAGAAUUGUUUUCCUCCUCGAGCAUGGCAAAUCAAUCAGAUCGAAGACGAUCAUGAAGACGAAAUCCAGUAAGUGUACGUAUACUAGUACAAAUGUGAGCGACAAAUAUAGGUCCGUAUCGUGCCCCAUUUUUCGGCACUUGCUCGCUGUCAUCAAGAAUCAUGUCACUCUACGGCACAGCCAACCCUCAUCGCCAAGAGCAAGACACUUAUCGCCAAGAGCAAACACUCGUCGCCAAGAAAAGGCGAAGAAGGCAAAAUAAAAAGACGCAUUUCGCGCCCCCAAGAAUGUCAGUAACCACGAUCUCCCAGCUUUUCCCACGCAAUUCGCAGCUCUUCCUGACCAACAUGGCGCGCCCUCGAGCACCCCAGUUCGCUGGCUUCGUAAUCCUUACGUUUCGCAUAAUCGCCAUCACGCUGUCUGUCAUCUUGCUGGCGAGUUGCAUUUACGAAACUGUCAACUGGGACGGUGACCACAAGACCUAUGGCAUGUCCUAUGCUGCGGCCAUCGUUGCUUUGAUUGUUGACGGAAUUGAGGUGGUCAGCCUCCUAGACUCCACACGAAAGAUCAAGCGCGUUCACCCUGGCUGCUUGGUCUGUGAAGACAUUAUUGUCGCCUGCCUUUUGGGGCCAUCUAUCGUCUUCAUCCUGUUCAGCGACUAUCGUCUGAGAGAUGCACCCAGUGAUUAUCCUAGGCCUUGGCGACAGGCAGACCAUCGAACGCUAGUGGUGACCACUGCUGCUCUGUAGGUGGCGCACAGGCAUUGCGUGGAAGACUAAGGGAGCUGAUCUCGUGCAGGAUUUGUAGGCCCCUGAUGGCCAUUUGGGGUUGUGUUGAUUGUUGCUGUGCUAGGCCAAGAGCUAGACCACCAGCGACCAGAUCUGAACCAUUACCCAGCAGCGACUGGGCACAAUCAGGGGAAGCUGAUGAAAGGAGUGUGAAGACAGUGCCGCCACCUUACUCUGCGCGGCCCGAAGAAGGACAAGCGGUGCCAUUGGGAGAGAUAACCACCACUCAACCGAAGUGAGUGCAGUGACUUGUGUAGCAUAUUACCCCAUAAUAUUAUUCAGAAAGCCCUGGUAAGGAACAACGUAAAUGCCAGCAAAAUUGUGUGA